UAAGUCGGCCCGGUGAGUCAAACAAUGAAGAAUGAACUUUCCACACUACAUUUUCUCCGAAAACUCCAAAGUCAACUUUCUCCUAUCAAAGAGCAACACGCAAUUGCUAAAGAAAAUCCAGGCAACCCCGACAACCAGAUUUAGCAUUCAAAGUUCAAUGAGAAAUGCUUGUCCUAAGCUCAGUAGGCUGUCUGUGGAUUCGUGGGUUUUGAGGGUCCUCUGCGAAACAUGGCCAAGAUGGGUACUUCUUCCAGGGUAGCAGCAGCCAUUGUUGUAGUGUUGGGUAUUGUUUUGAGCUUGGCAGUGGUGUGUAAUGGAGGCAAAACAAGUAGUUUCGUGAGGAAAGUGGAGAAAGCUGUGGACAUGCCUCUUGACAGUGAUGUCUUUAAAGUCCCUCCUGGCUAUAAUGCACCUCAACAAGUACAUAUAACACAAGGAGACCAGCUGGGAAAAGCAGUGAUUGUGUCAUGGGUCACGGUGGAGGAACCAGGUUCCAAUACAGUGCUUUACUGGAGCGCAUACAGCAAGAAACAGAAAUCUGAGGGCAAAGUUACAACCUAUAAAUUCUACAAUUACACUUCUGGUUACAUUCAUCACACGACCAUCAGAAAUUUAAAGUUCAAUACCAAAUACUACUAUGUGGUUGGAAUUGGCCACACUGAGCGGCAGUUUUGGUUUAUAACUCCUCCUGAAGUUGGGCCAGACGUCCCUUACACAUUUGGUCUCAUAGGGGAUCUGGGUCAGAGCUUUGAUUCCAAUAAGACGCUUACUCAUUACGAGUUAAACCCACAGAAAGGACAAGCAGUAUUGUUUGUUGGGGACCUCUCUUAUGCAGAUAUCCACCCAAAUCAUGAUAAUGUCAGGUGGGAUACAUGGGGAAGAUUCACCGAGAGAAGUGUUGCGUAUCAACCCUGGAUAUGGACUGCAGGGAAUCAUGAAAUUGAUUUUGCCCCAGAACUUGGUGAAACCAAACCUUUUAAGCCUUACACUCACCGAUAUCAUGUCCCAUAUAAAGCAUCACAGAGUACUGCUCCCUUUUGGUACUCAGUCAAGAGAGCUUCAGCAUACAUCAUAGUCUUGUCUUCUUAUUCAGCAUAUGGUAAAUACACUCCUCAGAACCAAUGGCUUGGGCAGGAGCUACCAAAGGUUAACAGAAGUGAGACACCAUGGUUGAUUGUUUUAAUGCAUUCACCAUGGUAUAAUAGUUACAACUAUCACUAUAUGGAAGGCGAAACCAUGAGAGUGAUGUAUGAGACAUGGUUUGUGAAGUACAAGGUUGACGUGGUAUUUGCUGGUCAUGUCCAUGCCUAUGAACGAACUGAACGCAUAUCCAAUGUUGCAUACAACAUUGUAAAUGGUAUUUGCAUUCCCGUGAAAGAUCAAUCCGCACCGGUCUACAUUACCAUUGGUGAUGGAGGAAAUCUUGAAGGCUUAGCAACCAAUAUGACAGAACCCCAGCCGGCUUACUCAGCUUAUAGAGAGGCCAGUUUUGGUCAUGCUACUUUCAACAUCAAGAACCGAACCCAUGCAUACUAUGGUUGGCACCGGAAUCAAGAUGGAUAUGCAGUAACAGCUGAUUCUAUGUGGUUUUUCAACAGAUACUAUCAUCCUGUUGAUGAUUCCACAAGUGCCCAAUAAUUAGAAGACGUUAUGUUGCUAUUGUUCUCUUGAAUAAGCACCCAAAUGUAUCAGCCAAUAAAAGAUUCAAUAGUUUAUACCUUCCCCCAACUCUUACAAAUUUGAAUCUCA
Molecule: messenger RNA, 1749 nt
Organism: Prunus dulcis (almond)
Lineage: Eukaryota; Viridiplantae; Streptophyta; Magnoliopsida; Rosales; Rosaceae
Product: purple acid phosphatase-like
Exons: 9
Coding region: 229-1638 (469 amino acids)
Molecular function (GO): acid phosphatase activity; metal ion binding
Source: RefSeq, a predicted model, not a curated record